CCGGUGCCCACUCACAACAUGUCAACAGGAUGAAUUGUCGCUUUAUUUGGACUUGAAUCGACAAGCCUCCAAUGUUUUAUUUUGCAAAGCCGACUCCGCGAGUGCAUUAUUCAUCUUGUGCACGGCCUCGCCCCUGAUACUGUUACACAUUCCUCCAUCCGUGAGACGACGCACGCAUUGUAUUUGGCGCAAUUGUAAUCCAUCUCGUAUUUGCAAUAACGGGUUAUAAAUAACCCAGACGGAGAGAGAGGCUCUCUAUGGUGAUGUGCCGAAGGGACCGCGGCGGACCAGAUCGUGGAAAAUAGCACACUCGAUCGGUUGUUCACUAAAAAUGUGCGCGUGACAUCAUUAUCUUUGCAUGUGAACUCUGGGCGGUCCGCAAUUGGUUGGCUACUUUAGAGCCGGGCCCGGCCCUCGAUGAGGGCAGAAAGCUGGAGAUACACACACACGGAGAAGAAAACCAGAGUGACCUGACGGGCUUUUUAAGACUGAAGACGGGCUGCAUUUUUUGGGGGGGAGACCGUACCAACGCCCUCCUGGACCACGUGAUCCUGUCUACGGUGAAAUCAGAGGGGGGCAAAAGGUGUGGAAUCGGAGCGCAAAUUCCUUCCCCGUGCCGCGUACUCCCUCCAGCAGCCGCCGCCGCUGACUCCCCCCUCCGCCCCCGCCCCCGGCCCGCUGCUGCCAUGGAUCGCUCGGUGCAGGAACUCUUCCUCAACUUCAUGGUCGUCUUAAUCACCGUUCUCUUGAUGUGGCUGCUGGUGAAAACAUAUCAGGACUAAAAUGCGGGACAUAAAUAUUCCCCCCGUCUCCUCCGACGGGAGACGGGAGGCAUUGUGUGGAGUCCGCGUGGUUUCUGCCGCUAUUUUAGAUCACAUUUCAGAUCCGGCGUUUACUUCUACGGGAACGCUAUGAUUUUGAGUGAUCAGUUAUCAUAUUAAAGGUAAACUCUGCUGGGAUCGUGGGGCGCCUUCAGAGUUACUUUUGCACGAGGCCUCGCUCAGGAAUUCCAAAACAAAAAUAAUGGAUUCACUGAACAGAAAGCGAUAUCAAAAAAAAUGCAAAAAUCCAUCCAGCGCCUGUUUCCCAAACAACAUAACAUUAUCAAUAACCAAAUGGCAUUUUUGUUAACUCACACACGCUGUUAUGUCUCAGUCGGUGUCAGAUUGUAAAAUAAAUAUAUAUAACCAAAACAAAAAAAAAUUAAAGUUAAUGCUGACUUCUUGCACAAUAAAUUCCUUUUUUGGUUGUGUCUUUCUAUUUUAUUCCCUACACAAAAGUAUUCAUAACAGGGUUUGUGAGACCUGAUCUCCAUCAGUGUAAACAUAGUCUCAUGGCAACGUCUUACAUUUGGGUCGGAACUACAGUGAAGAAAAUAAGUAUUUGAACACCCAGCUAUAUUGCAAGUUCUCCCACUUAGAAAUCACGGAGGGGUCUGAAAUUUUCAUCAUGUCCACUGUGAGAGAGAUAAUAUAAAAAGGAAAAUCCAGAAAUCACAAUGUAUGAUUUUUUUAAACGAUUUCGGCCACGACAGUACCUUGAUAUGCUUCUUACGUAGCCACUCCUUGGUUUUCCCAGCUGUGUGCUUCGGGUCAUUUCCUGUUGAAAGACCCGGCCACAACCCAUCUUCAGUGCUCUGACUGAGGGAAAGAGGUUGUUCCCCAAAAUCUCCCAAUAAAUGGCCGCAGUCGUCCUCUCCUUAAUACAGUGCAAUCGUCCUGUCCCGUGUGCAGAAAAACACCCCAAAAGCAUGAUGCUCUAAUCCCCAUGCUUCACAGUAGGGAUGGUGUUCUUGGGAUGGAACUUCC
Messenger RNA from Syngnathoides biaculeatus (alligator pipefish), 1808 nucleotides. RefSeq names its product sarcolipin. The transcript has 2 exons. NCBI's taxonomy places the organism in Eukaryota, Metazoa, Chordata, Actinopteri, Syngnathiformes, Syngnathidae. Bases 687 to 782 code for a protein of 31 amino acids. Gene Ontology annotation, cellular component: membrane. The record is from RefSeq and is a predicted model, not a curated record. Gene Ontology annotation, molecular function: enzyme regulator activity.